Messenger RNA from Momordica charantia (bitter melon), 2759 nucleotides. The record is from RefSeq and is a predicted model, not a curated record. Lineage: Eukaryota; Viridiplantae; Streptophyta; Magnoliopsida; Cucurbitales; Cucurbitaceae.
CUUUUCAGCCUGAAAUUUGGGAUGAAUCUGUAACCUUCUUCGUUUGGGGGCAGUUCUCCAUUUUUUUGCUUGUUUGUUUGUUUGAGAAUGUUGAUGGGAAGAUGGGCUUGGUAGCUUUGAUAGUGGGUUUGAGUGUUUUUAUCAAAAUUGCUUCUAUCUUAAUGAUGAAUACUUUGUUGUUUGGUUCCAAUAUUUCAAAUAGGAUGUUUAGGGCACACUCAUGGGAGGCCUUUCACAGUUGCAUGAACAUUUUCACGGCGACACAAGUGGUCGAAUUUUUUUUAGUACAACAUGUGGGGGGUAGGGAUCGAAUUCACACUCUCUUGGUUGGAGAUAUAUACCAAUUACCACUAAGCUAUAUUCGCUUUGGCGACACAGGUGAAUGUGAAGAAUGAGUCCUACAGAAGUGUGCUUAUGUUGGCUUACCAAAGUCUAGGAGUGGUUUAUGGCGACCUCAGCACCUCCCCUCUAUAUGUUUACAAAACCACUUUCUCUGGGAAACUGAGCCUCCAUGAGAAUGAUGAAGAGAUUUAUGGGGUUCUAUCCUUCAUCUUCUGGACAUUUACACUCAUUGCUCUCUUCAAAUACGUUUUCAUUGUCAUGUCAGCCGACGAUAAUGGCGAAGGGGGUACCUUUGCACUGUACUCUCUUCUCUGCAGGCACGCAAGAUUAUGCAUUCUACCGAAUCAAGAGCCGGUAGAUGAAAAGCUAUCGGCGUACGACAUGAAGGGAAUCCCAGAAACGAGGCCGAGUGCCACUCUGAAGUCCUUUUUUCAGCUUCAUCCAUCUUUUAGAAAUUUUUUUUUGGUGUUUGUUCUCUUUGGAACCUGUAUGGGUAUUGGUGAUGGAGUCCUCACUCCUGCAAUAUCAGUUCUUUCAGCAGUCUCAGGAGUCAAACAAAAGAUCACUGGACUCCAUGAGAAUUAUGUUGUUUUAAUCUCGUGCGUCAUCUUAGUUGGAUUCUUCUCCCUUCAGCAUCGUGGAACACACAAAGUCGCUUUCAUGUUUGCUCCGAUCAUCACGGCAUGGCUUGCCUGUAUUAGCGUUAUCGGAAUGUACAAUAUCAUCAAGUGGAAUCCAUGUAUAUAUCAUGCGCUCUCUCCAGUUUAUAUGCUGAAGUUUCUGAGAAGCACAGGCGUCGAAGGUUGGAUUUCAUUAGGCGGAGUCGUUCUCUCAAUCACAGGUGUGGAGGCAAUGUUUGCUGACUUAGGCCACUUCUCUUCGCUUUCAAUCAAGUUUGCCUUUACAUUUCUUGUAUAUCCCUCUUUGAUUCUUGCUUAUCUGGGUGAGGCUGCAUUCCUAUCUAAGCACCAUGAAGAUAUUCAAAGGAGCUUCUACAAAGCAAUACCUGAGGCUGCAUUUUGGCCAGUGUUCGUCGUUGCCACUUUUGCCUCUGUUGUAGGAAGCCAGGCUGUGAUAUCAGCUACGUUCUCCCUCGUAAAUCAAUGUUGUGCUUUGAAUUGCUUCCCCCAUGUAAAAACUAUGCACACUUCAAACAAGAUAUAUGGGCAGAUUUAUAUCCCAGAAGUUAAUUGGAUGCUAAUGUGCCUCUGUUUAGCUGUGACAAUUGGGUUGAGAGACACAAAUAUGAUAGGCCAUGCAUAUGGGCUGGCAGUCACAAUCGUUAUGUUUGUCACAACUUGCUUGAUGUCACUUGUGAUAAUUCUGGUUUGGAAGCAGAGGUUGAUCAAUGCCAUUGCAUUUUUCAUGUUUUUCGGGUCAAUAGAACUACUCUACAUCUCGGCGUCGAUCAGCAAAGUUCAUGAAGGCGGGUGGAUUCCCAUCGUUCUUUCUAUGAUCUUUAUGUGUUCGAUGUAUGCAUGGAACUAUGGGACGAUGAAGAAGCAAGAAUACGAUGACGAGAACAAAGUGUCGAUGAAUCAGAUACUUUCUUCAGGGCCUAGCCUUGGCAUAGUGCGUGUGCCCGGGAUUGGACUCAUAUAUACUAAUUUGGUGACUGGGGUUCCUGCUGUUUUUGGUCACUUUGUGACCACUUUGCCUGCAUUUCAUCAAGUGCUUGUAUUUGUUUGUAUUAAAUACGUUCAAGUUCCCCAUAUCAACGAAGAAGACCGUUUGGUCAUUACAAGGGUCGGGCCGAAAGAAUGCGACAUGUUUCGGUGCAUCGUGAGGUACGGUUACAAGGAUUUGCUACAAGAAAACUACGAUUUUGAGAACAGAUUGGUGUUUGCUCUAGUGCAUUAUGUAGAAACAGAAGGUCACUUUUGGAAACCAAUGACUCGCGUCCCUAGAGGGUGUGAAAAUUCAGAGGAAGAGCCAUGUGAAUAUGAACCAUUGGAGCAGGCUUUUACAAGCUCAAAUAUGUUGCAGUCUUCUUGCAAAUAUCAGGUAACGGACACUGCAGUCGACGAUCGGGAGAAGUCGAUCCGUAAUGAGGAAGUGAUGCAGAUAUUGAGAGCAAAAGAAUCGGGAAUCACGUACAUUUUCGGUCAUUGCUCAGUCAAGGCAAAGAAAUCAUCAUCCAUUUUCAAGAAGCUGGCCAUUGAUAUUGUGUAUGCUUUUUUGAAUCAGAAUUGCAGAGCGCCUGAAGUUAUUCUGAAUGUGCCUCACACUUCUCUUUUUGAAGUUGGCAUGGUUUAUUAUGUAUAGUUUCAAUUUCAACCCAAAAUAUAUAUACACACACACACACACUAAGUAGUUCAUUCCUAGGCCUUGCCCUUCAUGUUUUCACAUUAAGAUGUAGCUUUGUUUUUAUACUUUCAUCUCAACAAAAUAACAAAAAUUUAACUACGUUUACCUUA